GUGGUUGCAUUUUUAUUUAGUUCUCUGCUGCCUCUUCAUCAUGACUCUUAGAAGCAUCAUGGUUUUCAUCAUCCCAUUUUUCAUCAUAGUUGGGGUACUGAGCCCAGCUGACUCUGCUGGUAUUCGCUUCAGUAAACACUGCUGUAAAAGAUAUGAUGAUAUAGUGGUCAAUAUCCGUCACAUACGAGGCUACAAGGGGCAAAGUAAACAGGGAGACUGCAUCAAUGCCAUCAUUUUCCACACCACCAGUAACCACGAAGUCUGUGCAAAUCCAGAGGAUGAGUGGGUGAAGGACAAUCUUAAAAGUCUGGGCUCAAAACAGAAAGCCAAGCGGAACAGCAGGUAAAAAACUGAGAAAACCUAAAAAAAUUUCCACACAUGGAGGAAGAAGAUCUUUCAAAAUGACAAAGUAAAAAUUUGCUGCAAUGGAAUUAAGAUGUUUUAAUCUUCUGUAAUCAAAUCUUUGAGAAUAAUCUCUGAUUUAAAGGCAUUGGGGAAAGUUUGCUAUAUUGAACUAAAACAUCAAAAAUAAUUAUUUCAGCUACUCAUUUCACCCAGUGAAAUGAAUUAUACAAAUUAAUUAAACACAGACCAAUGUUUAAACUCACUGACUACUUUUCAUUAUUAUCUAUUUCUGUUCAAGAUAUGUUUAAAAAUAAAAUAAGAUUAUUGCUUAAAAACAUGUUGGUCUUCUCAAAACUGAGUUAAAAAUGUUUGACAAAAAGGUUCUUAUGGCAAAAGAUUAUUUUCAAAGUGUAUUGUUCAUUUUGAGGAUGAGCCUAAUCCUACUGUAACUGUUUUAUUUUACUUUAUUAAAUAUGGCUGUACUUGCUUUGUACUUUUAUAAGCUUUGUUAUGUUGACCUAUUGUCCCAUUUUAGUUUUUAAUACCUUGGGACAUAUAACCUCGUGCAUGUCUUUUAAACAUUUUUUAAUGUAUUUUUA
This is a messenger RNA of Cyprinodon variegatus (sheepshead minnow), 944 nucleotides long. Its product is annotated as C-C motif chemokine 20-like. Gene Ontology annotation, biological process: G protein-coupled receptor signaling pathway; cellular response to tumor necrosis factor; immune response. The coding region runs from base 41 to 346 and encodes 101 amino acids. The record is from RefSeq and is a predicted model, not a curated record. Gene Ontology annotation, molecular function: chemokine activity; CCR chemokine receptor binding. The transcript is spliced from 4 exons. Gene Ontology annotation, cellular component: extracellular region. Lineage: Eukaryota; Metazoa; Chordata; Actinopteri; Cyprinodontiformes; Cyprinodontidae.